AUGGAGACGAAGGUCACCCUCAACAAGGACUGCUGUGACGACCUUGGAAGGUUCCACCUUUCAGUCUGUGGCGACCACGGCGUCGGUAAGCGCACCCUUAUUUCCAGAUUACAGGAACUCUGGAAGGAGACGGUAGACACUGUGUCCUUGAAGACGACCUAUGACGCUUAUGGCAUCGCAGAUAUGGAGCUGGAUAUAACCAGACGGGACACCUCAAGUGUAGCGUCUCUGGGAAGAGUUCCUUUAAGUGAUGCCUAUCUCCUUGUCUAUUCCCUGACGGAUGCUGCCUCCUUCUAUUCCGUGGUUGCCGAGCGGAACAGUCUCCUUGACCAGCAUGGGGAAACUGUUCCUAUUGUGUUCGUGGCCAACAAGGUGGACAUCGCUGGACCUACCGAGCGGGUGGACAGUGUGACCAGGGACCUGAGUAUCACGUGCCUCUGGGAGCAUGGCAGCGUCAAAGUCAGCGAUGAAGAAGCAGCGUCAACGAUGAAGCCGGUCAUCGUCAACGAUGAAGCAGCAGCGCCAAAGUCAAUCUUGAAGCAGCAACGUCAAUGA
This is a messenger RNA of Haliotis rubra (blacklip abalone), 555 nucleotides long. RefSeq lists its product as uncharacterized. NCBI's taxonomy places the organism in Eukaryota, Metazoa, Mollusca, Gastropoda, Lepetellida, Haliotidae. The transcript has 2 exons. Gene Ontology annotation, molecular function: GTP binding; GTPase activity. Bases 1 to 555 code for a protein of 184 amino acids. The record is from RefSeq and is a predicted model, not a curated record.